Messenger RNA from Habropoda laboriosa, 678 nucleotides. RefSeq names its product general odorant-binding protein 99b-like (gene Obp11). Lineage: Eukaryota; Metazoa; Arthropoda; Insecta; Hymenoptera; Apidae. Gene Ontology annotation, molecular function: odorant binding. The record is from RefSeq and is a predicted model, not a curated record. Bases 83 to 565 code for a protein of 160 amino acids. The transcript is spliced from 6 exons.
GCUCUUUAGUCGUUGCACGGUGUUAUUAGAAAAUUUGACCAAUUAUUACUUCCCACUCGGCGCGAGAAACGCAUGCGUAUAAAUGUUACGAAUUCGUAAUAACGAGAUCCAGUCGAUCGUUGGAGAUUUAAAGGGAAAGAUGAGAGCCGCAGAACUUUGUCUAAUUUCGACGUGCCUGUUAAUGUUGCAACUUCUUCCCGUUUACGGAGGCUCGGCCGAUCCGGACGACUUUAGAAAAAUGACAGCUGGCGUUAGGAAAAAGUGUAUCGCGGAGACUAAAGCGACGUUGGAGAUGAUCGAGGGUACGGAGUAUGGAGAAUUUCCCGAUGACAAUCGAUUGAAAUGUUACUUCAAAUGCGCCCUCGAGAAGUUUAACAUGAUGGACAAGAAUGGUAGGAUAAACUACAAUUUACUGAAAAAAAUGAUUCCGGAUCCUUACAAAGAAAUAGGCAACGACAUGGUCGAUAGUUGUAACGAAAUUGACGCAACGGAUAAAUGCGAGAAGGCUUUUAACUUUAUGAGAUGCAUGUUCAAUGUGAAUCCUAUGGCAUUUAUCGCUCCAUGACCGCGAUCAGACGUACGACGACGACGACGACGACGACGAAGAAGAAUUUAUCGUUCGAUGAAUUACAAAGCCAAGUUAUGUUACACGCACCCGCAAUAAAAGCAUGAUUAUCC